Medioppia subpectinata is the source of this 1401-nucleotide messenger RNA. NCBI's taxonomy places the organism in Eukaryota, Metazoa, Arthropoda, Arachnida, Sarcoptiformes, Oppiidae. The record is from the annotation of a GenBank genome assembly.
AUGGUAGCCAUGUCUUCAUCGAUGUCUUCGCCGGCCAUUAACGCAGACAUCAGUGAAAUGCUGUUAGAGUUGGGAAAGCAUGAGAUGAAUGUCAACCAAAACAGAUUCAAGUAUCAGAUGUACCGAAAGGCGGCGAAGAGUGUUGUCGAUCACCCGAAACGCAUCCAAUCUGUCGCUGAGGCCAAGGGGUUGGCCGGAGUCGGCGCUAAGAUCGCCCUCAAGAUCAUGGACUUCGUGGCCAACGGUUCCAACAGACAGUUGGAUAGAGUGAGACAAUCGGACACAAAUCAGUCCAUCAAUGAAUUGCUUCGUGUGUCGGGAAUCGGACCCAAACUGGCGGCCAAACUGAUGGCCGACGGCAUCGACACUAUCGACAGGUUGAGGACAAUCGCCGACACUCUGACCGAUCACCAGAAGAUUGGUCUCAAAUAUGUGGACGAAUUCGAGCGAAAGAUACCGCGCGAAGAGAUCCAGAAGAUUGAGACACUAUUGACGGCCAAAAUGAAUGAAUUCAAUAAAAAUCUUUUGCUAACCAUUUGUGGCUCUUAUAGACGAGAGGCGCGAGAGAGCGGUGACAUCGAUGUCCUCAUCACUCACCGCAACGUAACGUCGGAUCAAAUGAAAUUCAAGACAAACACUUACCUGAAAGACAGCGUCCGGUCUCUGCAAAAGUGUGGUCUCAUAACCGAUAGGCUAUCGUUAGGCGACACGAAGUUUAUGGGUGUCUGUCGGCUGUCGAAAGAGUGUCCGCACCGGAGGAUUGACAUACGAUUCNUGACAAACUUUUUAGUGGUGCCGCCGCACGAAAGCACCGGCACAAAAUGUCUCUCAGCGAUGGCUAGGAAAUCAAGGAUGUGUUGCUUCGUGAAUACGGAACCGCACGGAUUGGACGGAUUGUUGUAUAUAAUGGCCGCUGUGUUGCCGUCAAUCUUACUCUCCAAGUCAUGUAAAUUGAUUUCCCAAUUCCUUUCGGGCAUCAGAUCAGCGGACAGAGUCUCGUACAGAGAGAAACCGGGUCUCGGGACCAAUAUAUUGCACCCGGGAUUGGCCAAUACGGUCAUACAUAGGUCCAGAGCGUGCGAACAGCCACUCCCUUGGAUUCAGUACAAGUGCGGCACAAACGCGACCUUCGGAUGCAAUUUAUGCAAUAAAUCUAAGAAAUGGUGCGAUUCUUACGGUCACCACUGGAUUAAGCAAACGGCAAAACAACACAUACCUUGGCCUCGACGGGCGCUCCGCUCACAGAACUGUAUUCGGCGACCGCUUGUCGCGCCUCUUCACAGCCGGCGGCCGCGAAAUACCCGUUAUUCUUAUACGACUUCGUGCUCUCUAUUAUGGCAUUCGUUAUCUCUUCGCAUGGCUUCAGGUUUCCAAAGAUUGUCGGAUCGCCUGAAAGAGUAA